GCUAGAUUGAGCCGCGAGCUAACGGAGCAGGGGCUGAGCCCCGUGGUCCCGGGUGGCCGUGUCUACGUUCUCUUCCCCUUUAUCCUUUGGCUGCGGCCUUGCACAGUGGCGGCGAACUCUGCGCUCGGGAGUUCGGGGAGAAGCUCGUGCCCGCGGCGCGGCACCCGGAGGCCUCGCGCGUCGGCCCUGGAGCAUCGGGGAGCUGGUCAGUCAGGUCCUCAGGCCGGUCCGCGCUGGCUGGCGCCGCCCGCGGUGGAAUUCUUUGGCGAUCACGCCUUCCCGGCUGGAGGAGAACGCUUGGCGGCGUGUCGCCAGCGCUGCUGCAGCCCGGAAAGAUGAAGAAAACCCUGCGGGAUGAGAUUGAAGCCAUUCUUCGGAAGAGGAUUAUGGUGCUAGAUGGUGGAAUGGGGACCAUGAUCCAGCGGUACAAACUGAGUGAAGAAAAUUUCCAAGGUGAAGAAUUUAAAGAUCACACGAGGCCCCUGAAAGGCAACAAUGACAUCUUAAGUAUAACUCAACCUGAUGUCAUUUACCAAAUUCAUAAGGAAUACUUGCUGGCUGGAGCAGAUAUCAUUGAAACAAACACGUUUAGCAGCACUAGUAUUGCCCAGGCUGACUAUGGCCUUGAACACUUGGCCUACCGGAUGAACAAGUGCUCUGCAGAUGUGGCCAGAAAAGCCGCUGAGGAGAUAACUCUGCAGACAGGAAUCAAGAGAUUUGUGGCUGGAGCUCUGGGUCCAACUAAUAAGACACUUUCUGUCUCCCCAUCUGUGGAAAGGCCAGAUUAUAGGAACAUCACAUUUGAUGAGCUUGUUGAAGCAUACCAGGAGCAGGCCAAAGGACUGCUGGAUGGUGGGGUUGAUAUCUUGCUCAUUGAAACUAUUUUUGAUACAGCCAAUGCCAAAGCAGCCUUGUUUGCACUCCAGAAACUUUUUGAAGAGAAUUAUGCUCCUCCCCGGCCUAUUUUUAUUUCUGGGACCAUUGUUGAUAAAAGUGGAAGGACUCUUUCUGGCCAGACAGGAGAGGCGUUUGUCAUCAGCGUGUCUCAUUCAGAUCCACUGUGCAUUGGAUUAAAUUGUGCUCUUGGUGCAGCUGAAAUGAGGCCUUUCAUUGAAACAAUUGGAAAAUGUACAACAGCUUAUGUCCUCUGUUACCCAAAUGCAGGUCUUCCCAAUACCUUUGGCGACUAUGAUGAAACACCGUCCAUGAUGGCCAUGCACCUGAAGGACUUUGCUGUGGAUGGCUUGGUGAACAUAGUUGGUGGAUGCUGUGGUUCAACACCUGAUCACAUCAGGGAAAUUGCUGAAGCUGUGAAAAAUUGUAAGCCUAGAGUUCCACCUGCUAGUGUUUUUGAAGGACAUAUGUUACUAUCUGGUUUAGAGCCCUUCAGGAUUGGACCAUACACCAACUUUGUUAACAUUGGAGAGCGCUGUAACGUGGCAGGAUCCAAGAAGUUUGCUAAACUCAUCAUGGCAGGAAACUAUGAAGAAGCCCUGAGUGUUGCCAAAGUGCAGGUGGAAAUGGGAGCUCAGGUGCUGGAUAUCAACAUGGAUGAUGGCAUGCUAGAUGGUCCCAGUGCAAUGACCAGAUUUUGCAACUUCAUUGCUUCUGAGCCUGACAUUGCCAAGGUGCCCCUGUGCAUAGACUCUUCGAAUUUUGCUGUGAUUGAAGCUGGGUUGAAGUGCUGCCAAGGAAAGUGCAUAGUCAACAGCAUCAGUUUGAAGGAGGGAGAGGAGGACUUCCUGGAGAAGGCCAGGAAGAUCAAGAAGUUUGGAGCUGCUGUGGUGGUGAUGGCUUUCGAUGAGGAAGGGCAGGCAACAGAAACAGAUAUUAAAGUCAGUGUGUGCACCCGAGCCUACUAUCUGCUUGUGGAAAAAGUGGGCUUCAAUCCAAAUGACAUCAUCUUUGACCCCAACAUCCUUACCAUUGGCACUGGGAUGGAGGAACAUAACUUGUAUGCUGUCAAUUUUAUUCAUGCAACAAGAGUCAUUAAAGACACAUUACCAGGAGUCAGAAUAAGUGGAGGUCUUUCCAACUUGUCCUUCUCCUUCCGAGGGAUGGAAGCCAUUCGGGAAGCAAUGCAUGGUGUUUUCCUUUACCAUGCAAUCAAGUUUGGUAUGGACAUGGGGAUAGUCAAUGCUGGCAACCUUCCUGUGUAUGAUGAUAUCCAUAAGGACCUUCUUCAGCUCUGUGAAGAUCUCAUCUGGAACAAAGACUCUGAAGCUACUGAGAAACUCUUACGAUAUGCUCAGACUCAUGGCAAAGGAGGGAAGAAAGUCAUCCAGACAGAUGAGUGGAGGAAUGGCUCCAUUGAAGAACGCCUUGAGUAUGCCCUUGUGAAGGGCAUCGAAAAACACAUUGUUGAAGAUACUGAAGAAGCCAGGUUAAACCAGGAAAAAUAUCCCCGGCCUUUGAAUAUAAUUGAAGGUCCUUUGAUGAAUGGCAUGAAAGUGGUUGGUGAUCUUUUUGGAGCUGGAAAAAUGUUUCUACCUCAGGUUAUAAAGUCAGCCCGUGUCAUGAAGAAGGCUGUUGGCCACCUCAUCCCUUUCAUGGAAAAAGAAAGAGAAGAAGCCAGAGUGCUUAAUGGUUCGGUUGAAGAAGAGGACCCUUACCAGGGCACCAUUGUGCUGGCCACUGUUAAAGGUGAUGUGCAUGACAUAGGCAAGAACAUAGUUGGUGUGGUACUGGGCUGCAACAAUUUCAGAGUUAUUGAUUUAGGAGUCAUGACUCCCUGUGAUAAGAUACUUCAAGCUGCUCUGGAUCACAAAGCAGAUAUAAUUGGCUUGUCAGGACUUAUCACUCCAUCCCUGGAUGAAAUGAUUUUUGUUGCCAAGGAAAUGGAGAGGUUGGCAAUAAAGAUUCCAUUGUUGAUAGGAGGCGCAACCACUUCAAGAACCCACACAGCAGUUAAAAUAGCACCACGAUACAGUGCGCCUGUAAUCCAUGUCCUAGAUGCAUCCAAGAGUGUGGUGGUGUGUUCUCAGCUGUUAGAUGAAAAUCUGAAAGAUGACUACUUUGAAGAAAUACUGGAAGAAUAUGAAGAUAUUAGACAAGACCACUAUGAGUCUCUCAAAGAGAGAAAAUACUUAACCCUGAGUCAAGCCAGAAAGCAUGGUUUCCAUAUUGAUUGGCUGUCUGAACCUCACCCAGUGAAGCCCACAUUUAUUGGGACCCGGGUCUUUGAAAACUACAGCCUGCAAAAGCUGGUGGACUACAUUGACUGGAAGCCUUUCUUUGAUGUAUGGCAGCUCCGGGGCAAGUACCCGAAUCGAGGCUUUCCCAAGAUAUUUAAUGACAAAACAGUAGGUGAAGAAGCCAGAAAAGUAUAUGAUGAUGCUCAGAAUAUGCUGAACAUACUGAUCAGUCAAAAGAAACUCCAGGCUAGGGGUGUGGUUGGAUUUUGGCCAGCACAGAGUGUUCAAGAUGACAUCCACCUGUAUGCAGAAGGCGUGGUGCCCCAGGCUUCAGAGCCCAUAGCCACCUUCUAUGGGCUGAGGCAGCAGGCUGAGAAGGAUUCCUCCAGUACAGACCCCUACCACUGCCUCUCAGACUUCAUUGCACCUCUGCAUUCUGGUGUCCGAGACUACUUGGGUCUGUUUGCUGUUGCCUGCUUUGGGGUUGAAGAGCUGAGUAAGGCCUAUGAGGAUGAUGGCGAUGACUACAACAGCAUCAUGGUGAAGGCACUAGGGGACAGGCUGGCAGAGGCCUUUGCAGAGGAGCUCCAUGAGAGAGUUCGCCGCGAACUGUGGGCUUAUUCCAGUAGUGAGCAGUUGGGUGUCACAGACUUGCGCAAACUCCGCUAUGAGGGCAUCCGGCCAGCUCCUGGUUACCCUAGCCAGCCUGACCAUACUGAGAAGCUCACUAUGUGGAGACUGGCUGACAUCGAGCCGGCCACAGGCAUCAGGUUGACAGAAUCCUUGGCAAUGGCACCUGCUUCAGCAGUAUCAGGCCUCUACUUCUCCAAUGUAAAGUCCAGAUAUUUUGCUGUGGGGAAAAUUUCCAAAGAUCAGAUUGAGGAUUAUGCUUUGAGGAAGAACAUGCCUGUGGCUGAGGUGGAGAAAUGGCUUGGCCCCAUUCUGGGAUAUGAUACAGAUUGACUUCUCUCUCACAUUUUUUUCUUUUAAACUUUUAUGCUUGUUGACCUCGAGGUGUACAACCUAGAGUGCCUUAGAAAUAACAACAAAAGCAGCUUUGUGUCUGCCUGCCCUGCCCUGCUGCCAGGGUUAGAAGGCUGGCUGGUGGCAUGUGAUGUAGAGCAGAUUUUCUGGGGUCCUGGAAAAUAAGCACCUUUUCAGGGACUUUAAAUGAGGAGCAAAAAGGUGCCAAGGCUUAUGGUGUCCCUGGGCCUUUAGGACAAUCUUAUGCAUUUCAAAACAGGUCAACUAGCUCUUUUCCAUUUUUGCCUUUGACCCUGGAGGACACUUGUUCUUGGGUUUGUUUAUUUGGUUUGGUUUAGUUUUUUAUUUGUUUCCUCACAUAGUUAAAAAAAAAAAAGAUUCUGAAAAUAAGUUGUAUAUGGGAAUGUAUAGAGAAAUGUGGCCCCUGAGAAAAGUGUCAUCUUGAGAAAUGUGACAUUUCAGUCUGAGUGGUUUCAGCAAUAGACUUGGAUAGAGAGAAAAGUGCCUCUCUUUUUUUGUCUCCUGCAAUACCUCAUUUUCUGAGGCUCAACUAAAUGGCUGUAGAACUCUCUCGCAAAGGCAGGCUUACUAUUUGCUGGACAGAAAUACUGGAACUGUUUGCCUUGUCAUGCUAGUAUGGCUAGGCAAGGUCACGUUUUCCAAGCUGCUUUUUUUUUUUGUCCGCUGUACUUUCACCGUCCCUUGCUCUAAGGGGAAAAAUGGAAGACAGAAAGUGAUUACCACGGGUGUUAACAUCCAGCCAUUCUUAGAAUUGAGCAGGUUGUCGACUGAGCCUCUAUGUCCUGUGCAGAGCUGGACCUGUGGGUGGCUGAAAGCCACUCAGUUCUUUGACUCCAAACUUGAUAUAUUUUAGAUACGCUAAAUUGACUUGUUCUUUGUUAUUUCCGGAGAACCUGUUCAGAGCACAGGCUGUGAAAGCAUGGACUCAGAAUUCAACCUUGCUGUGUAGGUGCCCUGUGAUGUAGCCAAGUGCUUAGGCGUCCCAACAAUGAGAACUGUCAUAUAUGUUUGUCUUAUUGGGGUGAAAAGAAAUUUAAACAAGGUUAUGCAUGGACAUAGUUUGGGUACACACAGAUAUUUAAUAAGUGGAGAUUCUGUAGAGCUCUAUAGUCUCAGCACUGAGAGUACCCAAAGAAAGAAUGAGAAGGUCAAGGGAGGAGGUCGAUCUAUGUAGGGAAAUGUUUCUGGGGUGUGACUGGUCACUUACAAUUUACAUUUACCUGAGAAAGAGCAGUUGCCUCUCAUGUGUUAUACACACCAUUAGGACUCAUCUCCUGUGAGAGAGACUCCUCCCUUGCCGCAUAUGUUGCCCCCAAGCACUUACACCAAACAUGUACUCUGGUAUAUUGGAGGUGAAAAGAAGAAGAGAACAGUUGUGUAAUGAUAAUCCUGUAUAUUUGUAAUCUUUCCAACUUGAUUUUCAGAGUACUAUCAUUUGCCCUUAGAGUGAAAAGAAUUGUCUACUUAUUUUAAGUUUCUUUAAGUUGUACUAGAUUGUAAAUGGGACUCGUUAGCCUGAGUCACUUAGUUCUAGGACAUAUUUCUGUUGCAAAUAUAUUUUUUAGGCAUUGGAACAUUCAUUUGUGAGAGAGAAUAACCUUCAAAUAUUUUAAUAUAUUUCAUCUGAAAAGUUACUAAUAUUCUUUUUACUUCAUUGCCAUUCUUUCAGCUGGCUUUCCUGAAUAUGUCAUUGAUCUAAUCACUUGACAUAUUGUCAUCAUCAUCAUCAUCUUCCUCCUCCUCCUUUGCUCUUCCUCUGUCUCAUCUCCUUUCUUCCUUCCUCUUCUUGCAAGUUUAGUUAUAUAGAUAUUUACUAAGAAAUAUAAGGAAAACUUGAAAGCAUUCUUCUUGAUUUAUUUUCGGUAUUCCAGAGAAGCUAGGCUCCAAAGGCUAACAUUCUAAACUGGGCUCUUGUGUGUAUGAUGGAAUGCACCCAGCAGCUUCCCUCACUGUUGCAUCUGAGUUUCUGACAUGAACUGAUUCAUGCUUGGGGCUUGCACAUGCAUUAUGGCUGUAUGUUUGUAUGUUUGUACUUUUUCUCAGUUAAGAAUUGUCUGAAGCCGGAUGUGCUACCCUAUGCCUGUAAUCACAGCAUUUGGGAAGUUGAGGCAGGAGAACUUGCAUGAGUAACAGGCCACCCUGAGUUAAAUAGACUGUCACCAAAACCAAGAACAGGUCCAGCAAGAUAGGAGUCUGGGACCACAUGGUCGAAGAGAGGUAACUCCUGACCUCACAUGCAGUAUGCAGCACCACACAUUAAAAAGGGUGAGAGGGAUUGUCUCCAUAUUGCUACUUGCUCUGCUAACUGCUGUAGAGGCUAGUUUUGUAGACCAGUGGCUGGGAAUCGGGUUAGUAGAGUUGGUAACUGUUUCUCCUUUGAGCUGUUUUGCCAGCAGUCUGCCUCCAUUCAUGAUGAACACACAUGGGAGUACUUUUUUCCAGUUGAUUUUCUCAUGUGUGUUCUCUUCACAGAUUUGGGCUUCUUUGAUGUACCUGUUAUUUUUCUCCUAUCCUAUCUUAAAUCAGUGUUUCUCGUCUCUUACCGCUCAUGACUUCUUCAUUAGAGCUAGAGGCUUUCCUAGGGGUUAUCUUCUCUUUGGUUUGGUCAGCGUUCUUACCCUCCCUCCCUCCCUCCCUUGGGAUAAUUUUCUGUUAGCCUCUACAUUUAUGGUCAUUUCUCAGCCAUUUUUUUUUUUAAGUUUUUUUCCUUCUACCUACUUAACUUUUUACAUUCUGUCCUUAGUUGCCCUCCCAGCCUGUUUCAGAGGGUGAUCUCAUCUGUUCAGUACUCCAGGCUCCUCUAUCCUUAAUCUUUGCUCCUUAAUAAGGUUUCCACUCAGCUCCUGAAGGAGUUCCUGAGGCAUCUGACAGUGGAGUGUCCCAGACUUCUGUGUAUCUCCGUAUAUUCAAUAAUAAAGACCAAUUGGCACCGCCUAGUCAGCGGACGGCAUAGCUUAUCCCAUAUUGUCUUUCUUUAGGACAGUUAGCCCAAAAAUGUGUUGAACUGGUAGUAGAAGUAUUCAGGGAAGACUCUGGUUGACCCCCAUUUUAGGACCUGAAGAAUAGAGAUGGAGCAGCAGGGAAGGCACAGAUGAGGAACCAUGAAUAGAAACAUGAAAGGUUAUAAAGAUGGCAGCUCUUUCCGAAUUGAACUAUAAAGUCAAGAUUUCCAGCAGCAAUACCAACUGAUGUCAUGUUAAAGGAAAGCAGAGAAUUAAUGUGGAAUAGCAACAGGUCAAAAGUGACCAGAUGUUUCUGCAGAUGAAGAAAGAGGAUUAGGGAACUUGUCUGCCAAUACACCAAGUUUUACUGCAGAAAUGGUGUCAGGUAUAGUACAGAAAUGACUUGAAUCAGUGCUGCCAAAAAGUAAAGACUUGCCCUUUUUCCCUCGCUGCUUUUAAUAUUUUUUCUUUGUUCUAUAGAUUUAGUGUUGUGACUAUUAUGUGCUGUGAGGAGUUUCUUUUCUGGUCUGUUCUAUUUGUUGUUCUGUAAGCCUCUUGUAUGUUUAAGGACAUCUCUUUCUUUAAGUUGAAAAUUUUUUCUUCUGUGAUUUUCUUGAAAAUAUUUUCUUGAACUUGGAGCCUGGAAUCUUUUUCGUCUAUUCCUAUUCUUAGAUUCUGCCUCUUCAUGGUGUCCUUGCUUUCUUGGAUGUUUUGAGUUUGUAACUUUUCUGAUUUUAUUUUUUUCUUUGAGAGAUGUAUCAGUUUCUGCAAAUGUAUCUUCAGUGCCUAAGUUUCUUUCUUGCAGCCUUGCCAGGCCACAGAGGAAGACAGUGCAACCAGUCCUGAUGAGACUAGGGUCAGAUAAAAAGGGAGGAGGACCUCCCCUAUCAGUGGACUAGAGGAGAGGCAUGGGGGAGAAGAGGGAGGGAGGAGAGCAUUGAGAAGAGACGAAGGAAGGGCCACAGCUGGGAUACAAAUUGAAUAAAUUGUAAUAAAUGAUAAUAAUAAAUUUUUUAAUUAAAAAAGUAAGGACUUCUGCUAAGCAAAUGAAUGACUUAGGGAAUUAGUAACUAUAAUGUAUAGAAGGGUUUUGUUUUGUUUUUGUUUUGGGGUUUGUUUGUUUUCUGACGGGGUUUUCUGUGUAGCCUUGGCUGUCCCGUAGACAAGGCUAUCCUCAAACUCAGAGCAAUUCACCUGCCUCUGCCUCCCAGAGUGCUGGGAUUAAAGGCAUGCAUCACCAUGCCCAGCUAGAAGUUUUUUAUUUGUAAAACAUAGAAGAGAGAAAGGCAUUGUUGUGAGGCUGGUAAACAGAUGUUCUGUGGUGAUCAGAAGUGUGAGGUUCUGCUUCCUACCUGUAACAAUUGCAAGAGUGGGACCCGCAGAUCUAUAGCUAGUCACAUGAUGUAACACGUAACUAAGAACAGUUGGACCUUAGGGAUAUGAACAAGUGACUCCCACUCUUGUUCAGCUGUGUCUUACAUUUUGGUCAUGGCAGUGUAAUCAUGUUAGUAAUAGCAACAACUGAAAUUCUGUUCAUGGGACAGUGGUUUUAUAAGGUACCCUGAGGUACAUGGUGCAGUGAAAAUGAGCAAAUUGCAGCCUCACUUGGCAAUAAAAAUGAAUCAAAGAAAAUAGGGGUAAAACAAGUUUCUUAAGACUACUUAAAGGCAAGAGGUUUUUAUUGAGUUCAAAAAGGAGACCAAAGAAUAUAUAUGGUUGCUACAUAUUUUAUCAAAACCUUAAGUUACAGAAAUCCCAAAAUUAAGCUUAGUGGUAGCCUGUGGGAGGAGGAAUUAAAAGGGCCAGAGAAAAGCACACAGGUGAAUUAUGAAUAACUGCUUUAGUUCUUGGGUGGUAGGCUUAUGGCUGUUUACUAAAAUGCAUUUUGUACAUUUUAAAUAUGCUCUAUUUAAUGUGUAUUUAAUAUAUUUUAAACAAUAAAGAUAAAGCAAAAUGGUA
This is a messenger RNA of Meriones unguiculatus (Mongolian gerbil), 9040 nucleotides long. It is a transcript of the gene Mtr, whose product is annotated as 5-methyltetrahydrofolate-homocysteine methyltransferase. The record is from RefSeq and is a predicted model, not a curated record. Bases 336 to 4097 code for a protein of 1253 amino acids. Lineage: Eukaryota; Metazoa; Chordata; Mammalia; Rodentia; Muridae. The transcript has 33 exons. Gene Ontology annotation, molecular function: methionine synthase activity; zinc ion binding; cobalamin binding. Gene Ontology annotation, biological process: pteridine-containing compound metabolic process.